AUCUACUGGCGCAGUCGACAGCACAAAGCACCACGGAGGAAUCGACGACGGCAACAAGACGACAGGAAACCCUCGCAGGACGCCAAAGGCGGCGUUUCAGCAGCGGACAAGAAAAGACAGAUCAUCGAGUUUCCUUCACUGGCCGUCCGCAGGAACGACACGAGGUCAAGACUGGGACAAGAAAGGCUACGAAGGAGAGAUCUGCGACGUUUCCGGAACGAAGAGGACGCCAAGCAGUAACCGUCGACGCCCAGACGAGGAGCGACCGCUGGCAGGCCACCGGGAAGAAAACAUCGACCCGACACGCGGUCACGCACCGCCACUGUCGUGCCUCAGGGACCGAGAAUUGGGCGCGGAGAGCACCAUCAGACUUCUGCAGCGAGGACGUCGGCUUCAGGCGACGAGCGACCAGGCGCACACACAAAUAUCCGAGUGAGUCCCUUGGUUCACAUUCCUCUGUUAUGUGUUGUGUUGCUCGAGCCGGCCCAAUUAUAUGAAUACCAGAUUUCCGCACCUAAACGCGGAUAAAAAUCGGAGAGACAUGAACGAGAGCGGGAAAGGCGGCGGGGAUGGUAGUCACGUGCCAGACUCAUCUCUCUCGGAAAAAGAAAUGGAGUAUAACCUGAAGCUAGGAGAGCGCCGACGCGCUCUAGAACUUGAACUCGAGCUCGCUCGGGUUCGACUGGACACCGCGACGCAGAGGCGUGACGAGGCGAGCGAGGCGGAACCUUCGAGCGGCCAGAUGGGACUCAGAUAUUACUCCAAGUUGCUAGCAGGUGCCUUCCCGAAAUUCCCAACCGACGGCGAGGUGCCUAUUUGGUUCGAGUCAGUGGAGAGCUCACUGGGUGCGUACGACGUUCCCAAGGCGCUGUGGGGGCAGAUCGUCUUCCCGAUGAUCGCUGAGCGGGUUGCAUACUUGUCGACGCGACUAACCCCUGCGGAACACAGGGAUUACGAUAUACUCAAGGGAGUAGUUCUCGACGAGUUGAAGCUGUCAGCGGCCGAAUACCAAAGGCGGUUUCUUGCCGCGACCAAGCGAAAGGGGGAGACCUGGAAAACGUUUGCAACUCGUCUACAGAGUUACAUUAACUUCUAUGUGGAGGCCCGCGGCGUCUCCUCCUUUAAGAAUCUUCUCGAACUGUUAGUCGCCGACCAGUGGAAGUCGGGUUUAGCAGAAGAAGCCGCCAAGUACGUUAAGCUGCGGGAGGGGGAAGAAUGGUUAAAAGCAGACGAACUGGCUCGGCUGCUGCAGACCUAUGAGGAAGCGGCGGGCGAGGGCAGUGCGUGCGCGAAAAUAAACCUCGCUAAAAGGGCAGAGUCAAAGGGCACCAACCAAGGGGUAAUACCGAGCGCAUCAAAAACAACCGGGAGCGUUACAGCUCGGGCAGAGAAACCCGAGACGACCAGGCCGCCCUCGGUUGUUAAGAAAGCGUCUCGGCCGGGCGAAUGCUUCCAGUGCGGAAGCACGAGCCACUACGUGGCUCAAUGCCCGUUCGCUCGGGAAGCGAGGGGGGUAAAAAGUGACGAACGACCACGCGGAGAGAGAUUAACGGCACGUAUCGCAGCUGAAAGCCGCAGCUUGGCACAUCCAAAGCUUGGGAGCGUCAAAGUUAGCUGCCGAGGCAAGGUAAUUGAUGCAAUUGUCGACACCGGAGCAGACAUCACAGUAGUCCGUGAAAGCAGCGUGCCAGAGGAGCUGCUAAAGCCGCAUGGGAGUAUAGAACUCGUGUCCGCAUUCGGCGAGAAGGUAGAAGCUAAGCUCGCCGUGGUACCACUCGCACUUUACCGCGGGGCAUCCUUGAUUCACGACGUGGGUGACGCGACGCAGGUCGUGUGCGCUCUUACGGAUCGGCUCACACACACUGACUGCCUGAUCUCCGCGGAAACAUGGGAACAGUUGCACACGCAUAAUGAGGGGGAUGACGAGGUUCACAUACAAGCAGUGGGAAAACGGGGCCAGCAGGGAGAGCAGGGACAAGAACGGGAGAACCUGUUCGAGCCAUCGAAUUCCAACACGGAUUCAACCGAUGUUCCCCCACCGCCUGAUAUCUCCGGAGAGGAGCGAGAGGAGCCGAAUCUUGAGACUGAGGUGAUGCAAACCAGUGACGCGCGAAAGUUCCGUAAUGAACAGCGAGAUGACGAGUCAUUACGACGGGCUUGGCAAAAUGCAAAAGGUGGCAAGGCGGGCAUGUCAAUAGUAGACGGAUUGCUGUACCAUAAAGAUCAAGUACUUGGUCAGAAAGUGCUGCAGUUAUUACUGCCCGAGUCGCGCCGCAGCACUGUGCUUCGCCUGGCCCAUGAGUCCUACUGGGGCGGUCAUCUCGGCUUCCGCAAAACAAAAGCGCGCAUUAAGUACAGUUUUUACUGGCCAGGCAUGGAGAACGACAUUCGCGACCAUUGCAACGGAUGUCACAGUUGUCAGGUUCGAUCAGACAGACGGCAGUCCGAUAGGGUGCCGAUAGCACCGCUCACGCGCCCGAAGUUACCAUUUCAGAAAGUCAACAUUGACGUGAUCGGCCCUAUCGACCCACCUUCAGCCAGAGGGCACCGCUAUGCAUUGUGUGUCAUAGACUUGUGCACACGCUGGCCAGAGGUGGUUUGCCUAAAGUCACUGUCAGCCAAAGCGACAUGUGAUGCGCUGCUGACCGUGUUCACCAGGACAGGAGUACCAGAAGUAGUGUGUUCGGACUGCGGAACGAAUUUCACAGCUGCACUUACUAGCGAGUUUCUCGCGAGACUGGGUUGCACCCCACGGUUCUCGACCCCUGACCACCCGGAAAGUAACGGGUCCGUGGAAAGGUGGAACCGUGUAUUCAAAAAUAUGUUGUUUCACGUAAUCGAGAGAGACGCCCGAGACUGGGAUCGAUUCGUCCCCUUCUUGCUGUGGGCCUACCGAGAGGUCCCCCACGACACAACGGGAGUGUCGCCUUUCCGGAUGCUUUACGGUAGAGACCCGGUCGGGCCUCUCGCUAUCCUCGGGAGAAGCUGGGCGGGUGAUAUUGAGAUCCCAGCGGAGUUAGCGGACGCUCCCGCGGACUACUUAGAGAAAUUGAAAACGCAACUAGAGCUCGCAGCUGACACCGCGGAGCUCACCACAAGCAAGCAACAGGAGGCGUACGCGUCGCACUACAACAAACGCGCCAUGUUAAAGGUGUUUAACGAGGGCGACGCGGUCCUCGUCUUUGACACAAACCGCGCAGGGAAAAUGUACCCGAAGUGGCUGGGGCCGUGCACAGUAACGGAAAGGUAUCGUGAGCACUCGUACUACGUGCAGACGCGCGAUGGCCGCCGCAUGCUAGUGCACGCGAACAAACUGCGCCCCUACGUUUGCGAAGUUGCAUCGGUGAGCGUUAUGUUCCACGAUGACUGUGACUUCGGGGAGGUAGAAUACACUCCGCGAGCAGCCGAGCCUGGCCAGGCGCGUCCAAUUCUCGAUCAUGAAAAGACCGCGCACAUCGAUGAAGAAACAGCUGCCCGUAUAGGUGCUGCGUUCGACCAGCACCAUGCGCUCUUCUCGGGCCAGCCGGGUAUCGCGCGAGUGGGGGAACACCGUGUGAAGCUAAUCGAAGGCGCUAGCCCAAAGCGCGGCCGCCCCUAUAGGAUUCCUGACGCCUUAAAGGGGGAGGUUACUGAACAGAUCAGAGAGCUGCUGGAGCUAGGUUUGAUAUACCGAUGUGAAAGCGCCUUCGCACACCCGAUCGUAUGCGUGCCAAAGAAAGAUGGGUCGGUGCGCUUGUGCAUCGAUUACCGCGCGCUUAAUGCAGUGUCGGAAACAGAUGCCUUCCCAAUGGGACACCCACAGGAGCUCAUCAUGCGCGUGGGGGCGGCCAAGUUCAUCACGCUCAUAGACCUGCGACGCGGUUACUGGCAGGUGCCAUUGGCCGAGGAUUCUCAGCUUUGUACGGCGUUCAUCUCGCACUGUGGUCAGUUUGCAUGGAGGGUGAUGCCCUUCGGCCUCAAAAACGCGGCGGCCACUUUCCAGAGAAAUAUGAAUCUCGUGCUGGCAGGUCACGAAGACUACGCGUGCGCCUAUCUAGACGACAUAGCUGUGUUCAGUACGUCGCUAGAACAACACGUUGAGCACCUACAGAGGGUGUUCACAGCAUUACAGGCGGCAGGCUUGCAUGCAAACCUUGAAAAGUGUCAGGUGGCUAGGCCUUCUAUUCGCUAUCUGGGGCAUAUUGUAGGUUCUGGGAGGCAUGGUCCAGAUCCCGAGAAAGUGGCGGCCAUUGAAGGACUCCAGGUGCCCCAGACAAAGAAAGAGCUGAGGAGCGCUCUCGGCCUCUGUGGCUAUUACCGUAGCUACGUUCCUAACUUUGCAGAGAUAGCUCGGCCGCUGACGCAGCUCACUGGGAAAGGGGUGCCUACUCAGAUACCUUGGCCUCCGGAAGCCCACGAGGCAUUUAAAGCCCUCAAGCAAGCCCUCUGCGAAGCCGUGUCGCUGGCUACCCCUGACCCGGGGAAGCCGUAUGUGCUCCACACUGAUGCCUCGAUGGUGGCCGUCGGUGCCUGUUUAGCACAGAUAGCUGCCGACGGCUCCGAAAUUCCGAUCGCCUUCGCAAGUCACCGGUUCACGCCAACGCAAACGCGGUGGGCCACGAUCGAACGCGAAGCAUUCGGGGUGAUUUGGGGAUUAAAGAAGUUUGAGACGUGGGUCUUCGGCACCCAGGUAACCGUCGUUACCGACCAUAACCCGCUCUCGUACCUUACAAGCAGCGUGCCCCAGGGCGCAAAACUCACACGUUGGGCCUUAGCGCUACAGCGUUACGACGUGAUAAUCCGUCACCGCAAGGGCAGCACCCAUACAAAUGCGGAUGCCCUAUCUAGGCUCCCUAACGGUUGCUGGGAAGCAUUGCCGGCUCGAGCACCAUAGCAAGCAGGCGUGGAAUGUGGCCUCGUGGACCACACGAAAAGUGCUGUGACUUUUGUGUGCCAAUACGAACUCCCGCGGAAGGAAUGAACCAUUUGUCUCGUGGACUCGUUGAGUGUUCAAUGGUGUUUUCAUACCCCUAUAUUUCGCGUAACCCUUGAAGUGUGCAUGACUUAAUUUUGUGGUGUUGUAAUGACGCCGGACUUCGUUUUGUGUUUGUAGUCCAAUUAAUCUUGGUUUAGAUUAAUGGAUCUUGGAAGGGAGGUGUAAGGUCUGGCGUCAUUGUUUAUCGCUUUCUCGGCGUGCUCUAUGUGUUGCCGGGCGCCGCCACCUUCGCAUUCGUGACUAAUGCAUACCCGUAAAGAGAUUGCCAUUUGCGGGAAGCUGGCCGGGGUGUCAUGUUUCCUCUCCGUGCUCCGAUGGAUGGACGAGCAGCAUUGCAUUCCGGAGUGCCAAGGUUGUAUGAGAGUUGCGCAAGACCUGACAUCAGAACCGACGAAUGGCAAAGCCUCUGAAGGAGUGAUGUCAGUUUUGGCAAAUAGCAAAGCGUCUGAAGAAAUGAUGUCAGUUUUGACGAAUGGCGCUGGAGAAAAGUGAUGUCAGUGUUCGGAGUGUUUUUUCUAUGUUCUUUCACUUGGGGGGGAUUGUAAGCAGCGCGUAUCCGCUGGUAUUUAAGCGUGGUCUUGACUGGAAAAGGGGUUCUUGUCUGGAGCUAGGUGGGCAGGCCUCACCUCGAGUAGCCGCGGAGAGGGUCCGUGGGGCGGCCAGAAAGUUCCCUUCCUGCUUUGUAAAAGUUGCUUUAUCGUGAUUCCCUGUAUAUAAAGUAUACCUACCCCAUACCAAGCCUCACCGAGCCUUCUCGCUGAUGACAUCGGGAGUCCGUGGCGCAUCGAGAAGAACAAAGAACCA
This is a messenger RNA of Ixodes scapularis (black-legged tick), 5779 nucleotides long. RefSeq lists its product as uncharacterized. The record is from RefSeq and is a predicted model, not a curated record. Gene Ontology annotation, molecular function: zinc ion binding; nucleic acid binding; aspartic-type endopeptidase activity. NCBI's taxonomy places the organism in Eukaryota, Metazoa, Arthropoda, Arachnida, Ixodida, Ixodidae. Gene Ontology annotation, biological process: DNA integration; proteolysis.